This is a messenger RNA of Vombatus ursinus (common wombat), 1894 nucleotides long. It is a transcript of the gene URI1, whose product is annotated as URI1 prefoldin like chaperone. Lineage: Eukaryota; Metazoa; Chordata; Mammalia; Diprotodontia; Vombatidae. The record is from RefSeq and is a predicted model, not a curated record. Gene Ontology annotation, biological process: negative regulation of transcription by RNA polymerase II; negative regulation of phosphatase activity. The coding region runs from base 173 to 1720 and encodes 515 amino acids. Gene Ontology annotation, molecular function: chromatin binding; transcription corepressor activity; phosphatase inhibitor activity. The transcript is spliced from 11 exons.
GCGGCAGGUGGAGAAGCGGCAGAGGUCGGGGCAGGACGCGCACCCCGACGAGCAGCCGCCGCCUCCAUAAACACUGCUUUAGGACUCAGUAGCCCCUUGGAAGCCCUCGGUGGCCUUCCCCCCACCCUAGCCCUACCGCGUCCUCCCGAGCCCCAGCCCCCCCUGCACGGCCAUGGAGGCCCAGCCUCGGCCCAGCCUCGCCGCCGCCGCCUCCUCCACGCAGCCGCUCCGCUCGGAGCAUGUGGCGAGGCUCCGGGAGGAGCAGGAAAAGGUGGUCACUGGCUGCCAAGAAAAGAUCCAGCAUUGGAUGAAAGUGGAGCAUGACUAUGAGGCUCUUCAAGAAAGACUCAGCACAUUGCCUGAUAAACUCUCUUAUGAUAUUAUGGUACCUUUUGGUCCUCUUGCCUUCAUGCCAGGACAGCUUGUUAAUACCAAUGAAGUCACAGUUUUACUUGGGGACAACUGGUUUUGCAAAUGCUCAGCAAAGCAGGCUGUAGGUUUAGUAGAACAUAGGAAAAAACAUGUUCGGAAAGCAUUGGAUGAUUUAAAAAAAGUGAUGAAGAACUUUGAAUCGAGAGUUGAAUUUACAGAAGAUUUAAAGAGAAUGAGUGAUGCAGCAGGUGAUAUUGUUGAUAUAAGAGAAGACAUUAAAAAUGACAUUGAAGUUAAAGGAAAGCACAGAACUGCUCAUAGACCACAUUCAAGACCAAAAACUUCAGAUGUUUUUGAAGCAGAGUUUGUAGAUGAUCCAAAAUCCAAGGGUAGUUUCCUCAGUGAGAAGGAACUGUGGGAUCGACUCGAUGAACUGGAAAGACAAGAAGAUCUUUUGGGAGAACUCAAUAAAAAAUCUGAUACUGUGUUUGUAAAUGGAGAUGAUAUAAGCUCUUCUGAAGAGGAGAAGGAAGAUCAAAAGACAGCUGUGACUGUGAAACACAGAGUAGCAGACUCUCCUACUCAGGGCAGUUUUCAAAAGGACAUUACAGAUUCGAAGUUACUUAAUGGUCACAUGAAUGGUUCAAGUUCUUACAGUGAUGAUGAUGAUGGUAGUGGUGGUGAUGAUGAUGAUGAUGAUGAUGAUGAUGGUGGUUUAGGAGUUGGAGAUAAUUGUGUACCAACUAUAUAUUUUUCCCAUACAGUUGAACCUAAGAGGGUACGAAUAAAUACUGGGAAAAAUACUACUUUAAAAUUCAGUGAAAAGAAAGAAGAAGCCAAACGUAAACGGAGGAAUAGCAAUGGCAACAGUAGCCAUUCUAUUCCAGAACUUCCCAAUAUCAGGACUCCUGCUGAUGUUUAUAGAGUCUUUGUUGAUGUUGUAAAUGGAGAAUAUGUCCCUCGUAAAUCAAUUUUGAAGUCUCGGAGCAGAGAGAAUAGUGUGUGUAGUGACACCAGUGAAAGCAGUGCUGCUGAGCUUGAGGACCGACGAGGAGCGAUGAGGAGCCUUAGUCAGGAUGAAGCUGCCUGCCCUGAUGCCAGUGAAGGCAUUUUGGAGGAGCAAGAAAAUCAACAGAAAAAGCUGUUACCCCUGUCAGGAAAGCUUGAGGCUUUUUCUGGAACUGUAAUAGAAAAGGAACUUUUAUCUCCCGUAAUACCACACCCAGGCACUGUGCAUCCUGUGUUACCAACCAUACCUGAACGAAAAGAAGUUUUGUCAGAAGUAUCAGAAGAAACUACAAAAAGGAUUUCAAAAUUCAAAGCUGCCAGAUUGCAACAGAGAAACUAGGCCUGCCUAGAAAAUGGAAAUUUGCAUCUUAAAGCACAGUUUUGCAAUUUGUUAUGAAUGUCAGUUACAUGUAGUUAGGAGUAGUGCAUCCAAUGUUAUUUUGGCAGCAAGUUCUUUUUCCCUCUUCAUCAGUGGUAUUUAAAAAGAUUAAAAAUAAAUGUUUGAAUACUUGAA